This is a messenger RNA of Mauremys mutica (yellowpond turtle), 3597 nucleotides long. RefSeq names its product eukaryotic translation termination factor 1 (gene ETF1). The transcript has 11 exons. Lineage: Eukaryota; Metazoa; Chordata; Testudines; Geoemydidae. Gene Ontology annotation, cellular component: translation release factor complex; cytosol. The record is from RefSeq and is a predicted model, not a curated record. Gene Ontology annotation, biological process: cytoplasmic translational termination. Bases 15 to 1517 code for a protein of 500 amino acids. Gene Ontology annotation, molecular function: translation release factor activity, codon specific; sequence-specific mRNA binding.
GUCCCUCGGAAGUGAUGUCACAGGCCCCAUGUGAGCGGAUUGCAACACAUGCAGCGCGGAGAGGGGGAGAGAAGCCGGUUUCCGACGUCAGAGCCGCCGCGAGCCCCGAGCCGCCCCCGCCGCCGCGCAGGGAGGAGCCGCCGCCGCCGCUGCCGGGGGGACAGGGCCUGAGGGAGGAGGCGGAGGAGGAGGAGGAGGAGAAGAUGGCGGACGACCCCAGCGCUGCCGACCGGAACGUGGAGAUCUGGAAGAUCAAGAAGCUCAUCAAGAGCCUGGAGGCGGCCCGCGGCAAUGGCACCAGCAUGAUUUCGUUGAUCAUUCCCCCCAAAGACCAGAUUUCACGAGUGGCAAAAAUGUUAGCGGAUGAGUUUGGUACCGCAUCAAACAUAAAGUCUCGAGUGAAUCGCCUUUCAGUACUGGGAGCCAUUACAUCUGUACAGCAAAGACUCAAACUCUAUAACAAAGUACCUCCAAAUGGUCUGGUUGUUUACUGUGGAACAAUUGUGACAGAAGAAGGAAAAGAAAAGAAAGUGAACAUUGACUUUGAGCCUUUCAAACCAAUCAAUACAUCGUUGUAUUUGUGCGACAACAAAUUCCAUACGGAGGCUCUGACAGCACUACUGUCUGAUGACAGCAAGUUUGGUUUUAUCGUAAUAGAUGGUAGUGGCGCACUCUUCGGAACUCUUCAAGGAAACACAAGAGAAGUCCUGCACAAAUUCACUGUGGAUCUCCCAAAGAAGCAUGGUAGAGGAGGUCAAUCUGCCUUGCGUUUUGCUCGUUUGAGGAUGGAAAAGCGACACAACUACGUGAGGAAAGUAGCAGAGACAGCUGUGCAGCUAUUCAUUUCUGGCGAUAAGGUGAACGUGGCUGGUCUCGUUUUAGCUGGAUCAGCUGACUUCAAAACUGAACUAAGUCAAUCUGACAUGUUUGAUCAGCGGUUGCAGUCUAAAGUGUUGAAACUAGUUGAUAUCUCGUAUGGUGGAGAAAAUGGAUUCAAUCAAGCAAUUGAAUUGUCCACUGAGGUCCUCUCCAACGUGAAAUUCAUUCAAGAGAAGAAACUAAUAGGCCGAUACUUCGAUGAAAUCAGUCAGGACACGGGGAAGUACUGCUUUGGCGUUGAAGAUACACUGAAAGCUUUGGAAAUGGGAGCAGUAGAGAUACUGAUAGUUUAUGAAAAUCUGGAUAUAAUGAGAUACGUUCUCCAUUGCCAAGGCACAGAAGAGGAGAAGAUUCUAUAUUUGACACCAGAACAAGAGAAAGAUAAAUCCCACUUCACAGAUAAAGAGACCGGCCAGGAACAUGAACUGAUAGAAAGUAUGCCCCUUCUGGAAUGGUUUGCUAACAACUACAAGAAAUUUGGAGCAACGUUGGAAAUUGUUACAGACAAGUCACAGGAAGGAUCCCAAUUUGUGAAAGGAUUUGGAGGAAUUGGAGGUAUCUUGCGGUACCGAGUGGAUUUCCAGGGAAUGGAAUACCAAGGAGGAGAUGAUGAAUUUUUUGACCUUGAUGACUACUAGGUAGUCGACCUGGGUCCGGCAAAACGUGCCUCACCCCUCCAGCAUCCAACCCAAGGAGCAAAUGGUGGAAAACACAACAGAUCCCUGCCUUAGAAUUGGAACAUUUCCAGAACUUGAUCCAUAAGCAUUGGAUUUAAAAAAACAAAACCCUACACUUUGAUUUGUCAUAGUGUCAGUACAGCAGCAAACUACUAAGUUCCUAUAUGCCACUUUGGACUAAUUUAAAAGAAUCCCAGUUUUUACUCUUACUCGAUGGUGAAAUUGGUUGCUCUUGUAUUUUAUGAAAAUGAUUUUUUUAACCGUCAUGAUACAUUAACUGCUGUAAACCUUCUUCCUUCAAAAAUUAAUAGAAGUAAGAUCAUACUGGUUUGUUUCUUUUAUUUUGAUUGGAGAAAAUCAAUUGCUGCAUUUUGCAGUGACAUGACCCAUUUACAUGGCAUUCUCAGUUUAGACUGCAGAAGAAAUGUAGUGAGAUAUUGGAGCCACUGUUUCUCUAUUUAAUGGAAGAAUAAGAGAAAAGGCACUCUGAGUGCCAGCUGACAAGGUGUGGCUGGAAGAUUCAGAUAGCUUGGGGAGCUGCUUUGACAAGCCAAACUCUUACCUUAAUCCAUUUUGCAAAAGCACUACUUGUACAAAUUAGGAAGCACACUUCCUUGAUUGCAAUGGAAAUGCUGCCAGAGUCUUAGGAGGCUUAAUUUGGGAACUGAGUGGUGUGGCCUUCACUCUUAUCAGUCUUGACAGAAAUAAACACAUGAUGUAAGGGAAGUAAAGUGGAACCCUUUUGGGUCUCUUUUUGGUAAGAUUUUAUUAUUUUUUUUGGUUUAGGACUGCAUAAAAUUUCCUUGAUUAUGUGAAUUUGAUUGUUGGUGAACCCAUAAAUGGAAGCAGGUAUUUCACAGGAGCAACUAACAAGAUGUGACUGUGAUUAAACCCUUGGCACUGGUGGAUUUGGAAAACUUGACGCUACUGUUGAACAUUUAGGUACCCCAUUGGGAAAUCCCAGCUCCCCAGCACCAAGGACUUCCUAAUGGAUCAGCAGGUGGUCAUGUACAUCUGAGACUGAACUCUAGUCUAGCCUUAGAAGUGGGUUCAAACUUCUGAUUUAUACCCAGACCCUCAAGCAAUGUCUUUGUAAUGCCUGUUAAUAGAAUGCAUUUCAAAACUGUAGAAAUGGUUACGUUUACCUAGAGCCAAAGGUUGAAAUCUGCAUUGGCACGAGACCUAAUGCACAGAGCUGACCUUUCUGUUCUCUUGGGAUAGCAGGUUUUCUGAUGAGUACUCUGACAUUUUAGUGCCUAACUGCUGUCCUUCACUGAUUCUUCCUCAGUCACUUUUAGCAUGUUGGUUGGAAGCAGCUUUUUGUUCCCAAGUGGCAUACUUGCAUAUCGUUCCAAUAAUCCUGUUUCACUUGAAUGGAGGGGAGUGUUUGUCUUAAAACAUAGCUUCUGACUGUCACACUAUACCCUAGAGGUCCAAAAUGACUGUCAAUGUGAGCAAUAUAACCUGUACUGCUGUUUUAUAACCCAGCAAACAGGCAGUGUUUGCCAUUGUCUACAACAGAUGUUCCCAUCAAAGCUGGAGUCUCCUAUGAAAGUUUUGCAGUUGGGUCUGCUAUAGAUUUGCACAAAACCCAAGCGCCAGUGAGUUUGCGGUCUUCGAAGCAGUAUGUUUGGAUUUUGCCAUUGUAAAUGGGUCUAAUGUGACAUGACAAGACCAGAAAAAUUGGAUGUAAAUUUACAUUUUUGAAUAUACUGCUUGUUGUUUCACAUGAUACAUUUAGGGUAUGCAGCUCCUUUUUGUAGUUUUUAUUUUUACUAUUUAAGUUUGGAAAUGAUGCCAAAUUUUUGUAUUUCUUUAAUCAAUGUGUUCUCUUUGGUGAUAUAUAUUGCAUUAUAUAUUGAUGUGUAUAUCAAUAUAUACUGAUAUGUAUUACACUUACACAUACAAACACAUUAAAAGGUGGGUGAGAAAUCCUAGCCUUCGCAUACUAUAUAGCCUCUGCAGAGGGAUCCCAAGCAGUGAUAUCUUGGUGUUGUGAUGUACAGAAAUGGAGAAGAGUAUUAAACCAUAUUUAAGAAUA